UUCGGUGCGGCCGUGCGGGCCGUGCGGCCUAUACGGCUGCAGCUGGGAGGGUGGAUUGGGUGUUUGUUUUGAUACUAUCCAUGGUGCUCCUCACUUGUCAGUGCCCAGUCAUUGGCAUUAAGGAUCCCGCUUCGCAGUUCCCACCUUGGAAUGAACUUUCCAGUGCCUUCUCCUUCUGAUGCUCUUUUCUCCCCCUUCUUCUUGUAAUCAUCGGUCUGCAGCUGCAAUCCAUUCUCAAAGUCAUCGUCGACCAUGAAGGCUACCCACUUCCAGAGCGCUGCUCUCUAUCAUGGCCUCUCCACGUCCACAGCCAGAAGAAUCUCAAUGCCCAUCCGCAGACCUGCCCUCUCUUGCGCCUCCCGCCUAUCUGCUACCACCUCUCCGUUCAUAACCCUCUGCGCCAAACCCGCUUCCCCUAUUCAAUUCACUUCUCCUCAAGAUCAUGAUGAUGACGUUCCUGUUCCUGCUCUCCUCACAAAUCCAAAUUCAGAUAACUUCUCUCUUGGAUCUCCCGAGAGUGGAAACACACACUCACACUCACACUCCGACGUCAGACGCGAGAUUCUGCUGCUGACUUUGCCUGCCCUUGCCGGACAGGCAAUUGAUCCCAUGGCACAGUUGAUGGAAACAGCUUACGUCGGUCGACUCGGCACUGUGGAAUUGGCUUCCGCUGGUGUUUCCAUGACCAUCUUUAACAUCAUAUCAAAGCUUUUCAAUAUUCCCCUUCUAAGUGUUGCUACAUCUUUUGUUGCUGAGGACAUAGCCAAAACUGCUGCCGAAGAAUAUCUUUCGGAGCACAGUGGUAUACAAAAUAUUGGCAAUGGUAAAUCCUUCGAAAGAGGCAAUCGAAAAAAGCAAUUUUCCUCUGUCUCCACUGCUUUGCUAUUAGCACUUGGGAUUGGAAUUUUUGAGGCUUUAGCUCUGUUUCUUGGAUCCGGAAUAUUGCUAAAUUUAAUUGGUGUAUCAACAGAAAAUCCAAUACACAACCUGUCAAUACAAUUUCUCUCUCUAAGAUCAGUUGGAGCUCCUGCUGUUGUGCUUUCUUUGGCUUUACAAGGCAUUUUCCGUGGUUUUAAGGAUACAAAAACUCCUGUUCUAUGCCUAGGUAUUGGUAAUCUUUCAGCUGUAUUUUUAUUUCCAUUACUCAUGUAUUUUUUUCAGUUGGGAAUAGCUGGUGCCGCCAUUUCCACCGUUCUCUCUCAAUAUAUUGGGACUUUGUUGAUGAUUUGGUUUCUGAACAAGCGAGUUGAAUUACUUCCCCCAAGGAUGGAAAACUUACAAUUUGGCAAUUAUUUUAAAUCUGGCGGUUUCCUUAUUGGAAGAACACUUGCUGUUCUUACAACCAUGACACUGGGGACAUCUAUGGCUGCUCGUCAAGGUCCAGUAGCUAUGGCUGCACAUCAAAUAUGUAUGCAAGUGUGGUUGGCUGUGUCCCUUCUCACAGACUCAUUGGCUGCAUCUGCACAGGCCCUUAUUGCAAGUUCUCUAUCCAGAAAUGAAUACCAAAUUGUGAAGCAAAUUACUAAUUUUGUAUUAAUGAUAGGAAUGCUCACAGGUAUAUGCUUGAUGGUAAUUCUUGGUGCCUCUUUUCGAUCUUUGGCAACAAUUUUUACCCAAGAUUCUGAAGUGUUGCAGGUUGUCAGGACUGGGGUGUUGUUUGUUAGUGCUUCUCAGCCUUUUAAUGCUCUGGCAUAUAUUUUUGACGGUCUCCACUAUGGUGUAUCUGAUUUUCCAUAUGCUGGUUUCUCCAUGAUGGUUGUGGCAGCAAUAUCCUCAACCUUUUUGGUAUUUGCCCCUUCACAUUUUGGCCUUCAUGGGGUAUGGAUGGGAUUGGUUCUCUUCAUGGCACUCAGAAUGGUAGCUGGCUUUGUCAGAGUACUAUCAAAGAAUGGUCCUUGGUGGUUUCUGCACAGGGAUUUUCAAAUUGCUUAGAAGCUGCCCCAGAACGUGAAUACAGAUGAAGCACUGGAAAUGACAAAUUUCAGAAUGAGUCUCUGCAUCGAACACUAUAUUUAGAAGUUUACUCACUUGGUAUUUGGAAUUUCCGUUCUAAUUGUGCAGAAAAUAGAACUACUCAGAAGCACUUUUGUAGGUUGUUGCAUUGAAUUUAGAGAGAAAUUAGUUUAGUUACAUGAGAGUUAUCUGUAAAGGAAAUCCCCAAACCCCUCACGCACAUUUAGAAAUCGCAUUGCAGCAUAUUGGUCAAGUAUAUACACAGAAGCGGAGCAACCUCCAUUUUAUGGUCAGUCUUGGAAAAUAUCAUUUGUAGAAGGGUCCAAAGACUUCUUGAA
Molecule: messenger RNA, 2291 nt
Organism: Arachis duranensis
Lineage: Eukaryota; Viridiplantae; Streptophyta; Magnoliopsida; Fabales; Fabaceae
Product: protein DETOXIFICATION 45, chloroplastic
Exons: 14
Coding region: 253-1932 (559 amino acids)
Biological process (GO): transmembrane transport
Cellular component (GO): chloroplast; membrane
Molecular function (GO): antiporter activity; xenobiotic transmembrane transporter activity
Source: RefSeq, a predicted model, not a curated record